This is a messenger RNA of Setaria italica (foxtail millet), 1559 nucleotides long. RefSeq names its product splicing factor U2af small subunit A. NCBI's taxonomy places the organism in Eukaryota, Viridiplantae, Streptophyta, Magnoliopsida, Poales, Poaceae. Gene Ontology annotation, molecular function: pre-mRNA 3'-splice site binding; metal ion binding. Gene Ontology annotation, biological process: mRNA splicing, via spliceosome. Gene Ontology annotation, cellular component: spliceosomal complex; U2AF complex. Bases 493 to 1347 code for a protein of 284 amino acids. The record is from RefSeq and is a predicted model, not a curated record. The transcript has 2 exons.
GUCCGAUUGGAAACUAGCGGCCAGAUGCACCUCGUCCGCCUUUAUAUGCGCUUCUAGACGCGAGCCGAAGCAUCCACCGAAUCCUGCGCGUCCGUACUCUGCUUCCCCUCCGACCACGGCGGCGCUGCUCUCCGUUAUCAGGUCGGAAGAUGUUGGAUCUUCCGCUACAAAUCCAAGCAUUUGAGGAUAAAGAUAGUUUCCUUUCUGUUAAAUUUCUUUCACAGUUAUGCUAGUUGUUAAUUUUUCCCCAAAUUUAAGCGGAUGCUAUUUUGAAGGUUUCUUCUCCUGGAAAAAUUCAAAUCCCGAAACCGACUGGGAUUGCAGUCGCCUCUGAUGCGGUUAUCUGUCAAGUUUUCGGACCCUACAAUUACCGGACUUGUUAUUCGUGUGCUAAUCCUAGCUAUUGCGUCCUGUGCGCCUUCAAUUUCUGAUCCUGCAGAAAUUUCUAGGCGACGAAUCGAAUCGAGCAGGUAAAGGAGGAAUCAGGCGGCCAUGGCUGAGCACCUGGCUUCCAUCUUUGGCACGGAGAAGGACCGCGUGAACUGCCCCUUCUACUUCAAGAUCGGCGCGUGCCGGCACGGCGACCGGUGCUCCCGCCUGCACAACAAGCCGUCCAUCUCGCCGACGCUGCUGCUCUGCAACAUGUACCAGCGCCCGGACAUGAUCACCCCGGGCGUGGACGCGCAGGGCAACUCCAUCGACCCGGAGCGGAUCCAGGAGGACUUCGAGGACUUCUACGAGGACAUCUUCGAGGAGCUGAGCAAGCACGGCGAGAUCGAGAGCCUCCACGUCUGCGACAACCUCGCAGAUCACAUGAUCGGGAACGUGUACGUGCAGUUCCGGGAGGAGGAGCAGGCGGCGCGGGCGCUGCAGGCGCUGCAGGGCCGCUACUACUCGGGCCGCCCCAUCAUCGCCGAGUUCUCGCCGGUGACGGACUUCCGGGAGGCCACCUGCCGACAGUUCGAGGAACACAGCUGCAACCGCGGCGGCUACUGCAACUUCAUGCACGUGAAGCAGAUCCGGAGGGACCUGCGGCGGAAGCUGUUUGGCCACCUGCAUAGGUUCCGCCGGAGCCAAAGCCGGAGCAGCCGCAGCCCGAGCCCGUACCGCUACCGCCGGAGCUCGUCGCGGUCGAGGGACCGCGACGACGACUACGACUACUACUACCACUACCGUAGUGGCAGUGGCAGCCGGAGGAGCAGCGAGAGGCACCGCAGCCACGACAGCGACGGAAGCCGCCGCCGGCGCGGGCGUUCGAGGAGCCGAAGCCCGGUGAGGGAAGGCAGCGAGGAGCGGAGGGCAAGGAUCGAACAGUGGAACCGGGAGAGGGAGGCCGCGCAGGUGUGAGCAGAGCAUCUGCUGUGCCUGUGUCUACGGCUCGGUUAGUUUGCCAGGUUUCUGAAACUGUCAUCUUGUACUGGUAGCUAGUCAGGACCAGGUCGUAAAUUGAACUCAAAUUCGUGUUUCUACUUGUGACCAAAUUGAACUUCUUGUCCCUGAACUUGCUUCGGAUGUAUUGAUGAAAUCUAGUUGCCUGUUUGAUUGUGAACUUGUGCUGA